AACGCCAGUGGGUGUCGAUGCUAGCUGCGUAUCAUAGUAAAACAAAGGCACGUGCUAACAAGCCCCGCCCCCGCCAUGUGACUGCGAGUCCUGGGCCAGGCGGACUGACUCAGCCGCUCCGUCACGCCGCGUCAGUCCGGAGUCGCACAAUUAUGAAAAAGCAACCUUCCGUUGGAGCUGUAGCCGAAGCGGAUCUCACCAACGUCCACCGGGCUUUCCUUCCGAGGCUAACACAGAGCACCGCCGAUAGAUGGAUAAAAGCCCCGACGAGGCGUACCAACGGUGACGAGAAUGUCCCAGAAACCUUGGAUAGAAAGCACUUUCACCAAGAGGGAAUGCGUGUACGUACUUCCAGUGUCAAAGGACCCCCACAGAUGCCUUCCAGGAUGCCAGAUUUGCCAGCAGCUAGUCCGGUGCUGCUGCGGGCGGCUGGUGCGACAGCAUGUUGGCUUCACAGCCAGCUUGGCCCACAAGUACUCGGACGUGAAGCUGGGUGAGAACUCCGGCAGGCCCAGGCCGGAGUUGGAGGAGUGGUCGGUGGAAAAACACACAGAGGCCAGACCCACUGACGCCUAUGGUGUCGUUAACUUCCAGGGAGGCUCGCACUCCUACAGAGCCAAGUAUGUGCGUUUGUCCUACGACUCUCGUCCGGAGACCAUCCUACGGCUGAUGCUGAAGGAGUGGCACAUGGAGUUGCCCAAGAUCCUCAUCUCUGUCCACGGGGGAGUCCAGAAUUUUGAUAUGCACCCGCGCAUCAAGCAGGUGGUGGGCAAGGGUCUCAUCAAGGCUGCCGUCACUACGGGCGCCUGGAUUCUCACCGGCGGGGUCAAUACAGGUGUAGCAAAGCAUGUAGGCGACGCUCUCAAAGAGCACUGUUCCAGAUCAUCAAAGAAGAUUUGCACUAUUGGGAUUGCAUCCUGGGGAUUUAUUGAAAACAGGAAUGACCUAAUCGGCAGAGACAUCAUCGCUCCGUAUCAGACGCUACUCAACCCUCUCAGCAAACUCAACGUUCUCAACAACCUCCACUCACAUUUUCUCCUGGUGGACGACGGCACGGUGGGCAAGUACGGCGCGGAGGUACAACUGCGACGGGACCUAGAGAAGCACAUCAACCUCCAAAGAAUACAUGCGCGUAUUGGUCAAGGUGUUCCUGUAGUGGCACUCAUCUUCGAGGGCGGUCCCAAUGUGAUCUUGACCGUGCUUGAUUACCUUCAGGAAAGCCCUCCUGUCCCGGUGGUGGUGUGUGAGGGAACGGGCCGAGCUGCUGACAUACUGGCGUAUGUCCACAAGCAGACCGAGGAGGGAGGCGGUCUUCCAGAUGGCGUGGAGGCAGACAUCAUUGCAACCAUCAAGAAAACCUUCAACUUCAGCCAGAGUGACGCCAUCCAUCUUUUUCAGACUUUGAUGGAGUGCAUGAAGAGGAAAGAAUUGAUCACUGUGUUUCACAUCAGCUCAGAAGAGAGCCAGGACAUUGACGUUGCCAUCCUGAAGGCCUUACUCCAAGGUACAAACGCGUCUGCCUUCGAUCAGCUGGUCCUGACUCUAGCCUGGGACCGUGUGGACAUUGCCAAAAAUUAUGUGUUUGUGUACGGACAGCAGCUUUUGGUUAGCUCUUUGGAACAAGCCAUGCUCGACGCACUCGUCAUGGACAGAGUGGACUUUGUCAAGUUACUAAUUGAAAACGGCGUCAGCAUGCACCGCUUCCUGACAAUCAGUCGACUGGAAGAGCUUUACAACACGAAACAACCUCCUAACAAUCCAACUCUUCUUCACCUGGUUAGAGAUGUUAAGCAGAGUCACCUGCCUCCAAAUUACAAGAUCACCUUGAUUGAUGUCGGCCUGGUUAUUGAGUACCUGAUGGGUGGGACCUACAGGUGCAACUACACCAGGAAACGCUUUAGAAUCAUUUACAACAAUCUCCAUGGCAACAGUCGGAGGUCUGGGCGCCACCCAACCGGUCCGGGCUCUCAUUUGAGGAAAAGUCAUGAGUCAUUCAGCAUGCAGGCCGAUAAAAAGGAGAAGACGAGGCACAACCAUUUCAUCAAGACUGCACAGCCUUACAAACCCAAGCUGGAGUCCACCAAAGAGCAGAACAAAAAGCGGGUCAAAGAAGAGAUCGUGGACAUCGACGACCCAGAGACAAGGCGCUUUUCCUACCCAUUCAAUGAACUGCUGGUGUGGGCCGUACUCUUGAAACGGCAGAAAAUGUCGCUGUUCUUCUGGCAGCACGGCGAGGAAAACAUGGCCAAGGCUCUGGUGGCCUGCAAGCUUUGCCGUUCGAUGGCUUACGAGGCCAAGAAGAGCGACGUGGUGGACGAUACGUCUGAGGAGCUAAAGGAGUACUCCAAUGAGUUUGGCACGUUGGCAGUAGACCUGCUAGAGCAGUCCUUCAGACAGGACGAGACCAUGGCCAUGAAGCUGCUCACCUACGAACUAAAAAACUGGAGCAACUCCACCUGUUUGAAGCUGGCUGUUUCUUCUCACUUGCGACCCUUUGUGGCUCACACCUGCACCCAGCUGCUGUUGUCUGACAUGUGGAUGGGGCGACUAAACAUGCGCAAGAACUCCUGGUACAAGGUCAUUCUGAGCAUCCUGGUGCCUCCUGCCAUUCUGCUGUUGGAGUACAAGUCCAAAGCUGAAAUGGCUCACAUCCCGCAGAGCCAGGAUGACCACCAGAUGACCAUGGAGGAUAGCGAAAACAACUUCCAGAACAUAGCUGACGACAUUCAAAUGGAUGUGUUCAAGGAGGCCAGAUCCUCUGAUCCUAUUGAGUCAAAAACUGACAUGGAGAUACCCAUUCGUGCAAGGAAGCUGCCGUUAACCAGAAAAAUAUACGCCUUCUACCAUGCUCCCAUUGUCAAGUUCUGGUCCAACACGCUGUUUUAUUUGGGUUUUUUGAUGCUCUACUCCUACGUGGUCCUGGUGAGAAUGCCAGAAUGGCCUUCUCCUCAAGAGUGGGUGGUCAUCCUCUACAUCUUCACCUCUGCUAUCGAGAAGAUCCGAGAGAUGUUUAUGUCAGAAGCAGGAAAAAUAAGUCAAAAGAUAAAAGUGUGGUUUGAUGACUACUUCAACGUCUCCGAUUUUCUGGCCAUCAUUUCCUUUUUUAUCGGCUUCGGCCUGAGGCUGGGCGGAGGGAAAGCCUUCAUCCCUGGCAGGACGGUUUACUGUCUCAACAUCAUCUUCUGGUAUGUGCGACUCCUCGAUAUCCUGGCUGUCAACCAGCAAGCUGGACCCUAUGUCAUGAUGAUUGCCAAAAUGGUUGCCAACAUGUUUUACAUUGUGGUGAUCAUGGCCAUUGUCCUGCUCAGCUACGGCGUUCCCCGCCAAGCCAUCCUAUACCCCGACGAAGAGCCAAGCUGGACGCUGGCCAAAGAGGUGGUGUUCCAGCCGUACUGGAUGAUGUACGGGGAGGUGUAUGCAUAUGAAAUCGAUGUGUGUGCCAACAACAGUGAUCAAAACGUGAAGAACUUGUGUGAGAACGCAGGAGUGUGGCUUACUCCUCUCCUGCAAGCAGUCUACCUCUUUGUUCAGUACAUACUCAUGGUCAACCUCCUCAUUGCUUUCUUCAACAACGUGUACCUGCAGGUGAAGUCCAUCUCCAACUUGGUGUGGAAGUACCAGCGCUACCACUUCAUCAUGGCCUACCACGAGAAACCGGUCCUGCCACCCCCAUUCAUCCUCCUGUGCCAUAUCUACUCACUCUUCUGCAUGUGCAGGAAGAGAAAGAAGGAGCACACAUACGGACCAAAGCUGUUUCUCACAGAGGAAGACCAGAAAAAACUUCAUGACUUUGAGGAGCAGUGUGUCGAGACCUACUUUCAUGAAAAAGAUGACCAGUUUCACUCAGGGAGUGAAGAGCGCAUACGUCUCACCUCCGAAAGGGUUGAGACGAUGUGCAUGCAGCUGAAGGAGGUGGGCAACAGGGUCAACUUCAUCAAACGCUCUUUGCACACGUUGGACUCCCAGAUUGGUCACCUUCAGGACCUCUCUGCCCUCACUGUGGACACCCUAAAGACGCUGACAGCACAAAGGGCAUCAGAGGCUAGCAAGGUUCACAAUCGUAUCACCCAAGAGCUCAGCCUCUCCAAGAACGUUGUCCCCAGCAUAGUUCCCGGGGUAACGGACACAGGCCCCCAGUCCAAAUCCUCCGCAAUAGGAAAACGGAGCGUGGGGGCCUACUUUGGCUCAACUUUUUCCCAAGCUGGAGCUAACAUAGCAGACUCACUUUUUGGGAUCGGCGCCGGAGAUGCAACUGAUCGUAACCGUAGGGUCGUGUUAAGCCCCGUGCCAGGACUGGGGAACGAUCCCAAUCUGAGUCCAGAAAAGAGGGGCUUGUUCGGCCUCGGGCACCUUGCUGCAGAGGCUGGUUCCUCCAGCAGCGGCGCCCCCUGUGCCUUUGUCCAAAGUGCUGUUUCCCCUCCGGAGCUGCGUCUUCGGGGCCACUCCUUUACCCUCAGUAAGCUGACCCGUCCACAUGAGCCGGACUAUUCCGACUCGCCAUCCAGCCUGCCCAACGUGCCUUCACGCGGGGCUCACUUCCACAUCAGCAGCACGCCUUCCCAGCCCAGCGUCUCAAGCCAACCCGAACUCUCCUUGGCUGGGCUUUGCCAGCAGCCGCCUGACAGCGCCGUUGUAGAGUUUGGGGCAUUUGUUGGACAUAAAGACAGUGUUAACUUCCAGCACUCUACACCGAAAGAGACUUGCAGCCCACAGCACAGCCCGGCUACAAGCAGCAGACAACAGGGUCCGCCUGAUGGUCAUGGUCACAUCAGAGCUGUCAACUCCUAUGCUGGCUUUACUGAGUUUGACAGGAGCCCAGCUUUUCUUCACCCCAACUCAACUCUGAGAAAGAAGGACCGAAGCCGAGUAUCCGCUGAAGACAUCCUCAUCCAUGAGGAACCGAGGUCUUCAGGGCUGGGAAGAGUUCAGGUCAAAUCAGCGCAAGCCAGCAGCCUCCAACCCCCUGCAGAGGACACAUUAACUGCUUCUGUCUCACUCUACACACCUCGCCACACCCACCUCGGAUCCAGAAAAGACUCUAUUGGUUCACCUUUCAAGCCCAUGGAAAACUACCAGUACUCAGCUGUUGAGCGCAACAACCUUAUGAGACUGUCCCAAAGCAUCCCCUUCACACCAGUGCCACCAAGAGGGGAGCCAGUGACCGUGUACCGCCUGGAGGAGAGCUCCCCCAACACCAUCAACAACAGCAUGUCUUCCUGGGCCCAGCGCGGCCUCUGUGCAAAAAUUGAGUUUCUGAGCAAGGAGGAGAUGGGUGGCGGCCUGAGACGGGCCCUCAAAGUCCUCUGCACCUGGUCCGAGUAUGACAUUCUCAAACCGGGACACCUGUACAUUGUCAAGUCCUUCCUCCCUGGGGUGGUCCAGACCUGGCAGAGCAUUUACAAGGAUGACACUGUGUUGCAUCUUUGUCUCAGGGAAAUACAACAGCAGCGAGCGGCUCAGAAGUUGACGGUCGCCUUCAACCAGAUUAGACCCAAGACUAUUCCUUACUCACCAAGGUUCUUGGAGGUGUUCCUGCUCUACUGUCACUCGGCGGGCCAGUGGUUCGCCAUCGAAGAGUGCAUCACAGGAGAGUUCCGGAAGUUUAACAACAACAACGGCGAUGAGAUCGUCCCCACUAACCUGCUGGAGGAGACCAUGCUAGCCUUCAGCCACUGGACAUACGAGUACACGCGAGGCGAGCUGCUGGUGCUCGACCUGCAGGGGGUUGGCGAGAUUCUGACAGAUCCUUCCGUGAUAAAGAGCGGCGAGAAAGGUUCGUACGACAUGAUCUUUGGACCUGCCAACCUGGGCGACGACGCCAUCAGGAACUUCCGGGCGAAACAUCACUGCAAUUCCUGCUGUCGGAAACUCAAACUUCCUGAUUUAAAGAGGAACGAAUACACGCCCGACAAGGUGACGUUCCCUCAAGAAGACCCGCCCAAUCCUGGGGGCGGAGCCAAGGAGCCCCGCCAAUCAAUGAGGCUGCUGUGAUGGCGUUUUAGGAGCCGUCGAGUCUUUUCGCUGCUCUCCUCCAAUCGUAACCGAGGAGCCAAUCAACUGGAAGAAACCCCACCUGAUGUGUUUCCAUGGAAACCACGCCGGAAAGUCCUCACACAGUCAUGUGAACGCAUGAGAAGGUACAUGAAUUACUCCGGAAGGCUUUUAUUAUAAAAUAUUAUUUAUUGACGUUUGUUGCUGUUGCCUUGUUUUAAUAUAUGAAAAGAAAUUAUUGUGUGACAUCUGUUACAUCAUUUGUAUUCUUCUGAUUUUGUGCGAACACUUAUAGCCACCCUUUUUAUCAUCUUUAUGAAAUCUUCUAAGAACAAUGGGCAGAUUGCAAUGCAACUCUUAUAGGACAUUGUGUCACGUUUUGUGUGUUGAAAAGUUUGUUCAUGCCUUUUCUUCUUCUUUUUUGAAUGGUUACAAAGGUACUAUUGCAAUAUCUUUGCCAUGGCUUGCAAGUCCUAUGAGCAGAUGACAAGCUUGUGUAUCUUAUAGAUACUGCUGUCUGCAUGUACUCAUUAUACCAAUAUUUUAUUCAGGGCACACUUAAAGGGUAUUAUUAUUACUGUAUACAUUUUGUACUGAACUUCAUUUUAAACUAAUAAAAUCUUAAAUCUCA
Molecule: messenger RNA, 6622 nt
Organism: Entelurus aequoreus (snake pipefish)
Lineage: Eukaryota; Metazoa; Chordata; Actinopteri; Syngnathiformes; Syngnathidae
Gene: trpm7
Product: transient receptor potential cation channel, subfamily M, member 7
Exons: 40
Coding region: 292-5991 (1899 amino acids)
Biological process (GO): calcium ion transport; monoatomic cation transmembrane transport; monoatomic cation homeostasis
Cellular component (GO): membrane
Molecular function (GO): protein serine/threonine kinase activity; calcium channel activity; ATP binding
Source: RefSeq, a predicted model, not a curated record